CGACGUCACUUUGGCCCAACCCACUGCCGGAAGACUUCUCUUCAUUUUCACCAGAGAUCAACAACGCAUUUAGCUAGCAAUGUAACUUCCUUCACCAUGCCAGAAGUACACUUUGAUUAGCCAGCAGAGAGACGACUACUCCAUCACUCGACUGUCCAUUCACUUCAGGUCUGGCAAAAGUCGGACCGAAGAAAUCUACCCUGCAAGCUAGCUAACCACAGUAUACGUCCCGGGACUCAAGUGAGAGGAGCAACAUGCCCAAGGACUCCGACAAACCUGGGGGUGGAGAGGACAGAACUGACUCCUCUGAACAGUCCCAUAGUAAGAGAGUCUGGAGAGGCACACCUAGUCCUCACAGAGGGAACACCCCACAAUCCAGCCCACCAAGAUUUGUGUCAGCGGAGGAGCUCAUGGAGACGGCGAAAGGUGUGACCAACAUGGCCCUGGCCCAUGAGAUCGUAGUGAAUACUGACUUCCAGGUGAAGCCCUCAGAGCCAGCAGAAGGAAGUUUGGAAAAAAGGGUGAAGGAUAUUAUGCAUAAAGCAUUCUGGGACGUUCUGGAGGGACAACUGAGUGAGAACCCGCCAUCAUAUAAUCACGCCAUCAAACUUCUUGCUGAGAUCAAAGAGACUCUGCUGUCCUUUCUGCUUCCGGGUCAUGGUCGGUUGAGGGGGCGAAUUGAGGAGGUGCUAGACCUCUCUCUGAUCCAGCAGCAGGCAGAGAACGGAGCUCUGGACAUCAGUAAGGUGGUUGAGUUUGUCAUUGGUAUGAUGGGUUCACUCUGCGCUCCGAGCCGGGACGAGGAAAUCAGGAAGCUUCGGGAAAUCACAGAUCUUGUGCCUUUAUUAAAGGCGAUAUUUCCAGUGAUGGAUAAAAUGAAACUUGAUAUGGCCAAUUUUGCAGUCAGCAGUAUUCGACCCCACCUCCUGCAGCAAUCCGUUGAGUACGAACGGAAGAAAUUCCAGGAGUUUGUUGAAAAACAACCCAACGCCUUAGACUUUACUGAGAAGUGGCUUCAAGACUCAGCUAAAUCUGUACUUCAUGAAGAUCAAGCGGGUGGUGCGGGUGGUUUACCCACUCCUCUCGCUGUGCACAACCAUGCUUACCUGUGUCUGCUUAAAUGGAACCACGCCUCUGAUCCUUUCCCUGAGACUCUUCUCAUGGACCAGGUGCGUUUCCAGGAAAUGCAGCAGGACUUGGAGCAGCUGGUUCUGGUGGCGUCUGUGCUGCUCAUAGUGUACAACACCACGGGAGAGGCCAUCUCAGGCCUGCCAGGCCUUAUGGACAGACUGAAGAGGACCAUCGGGGUUCUGCUCACAGAGAUGCACAUGCCGUCUUUCAUUGCAGAUGAAGCCUUGGCUACCAUUGGAGAGAGGAUGUGUGUGGAGCUAAGUGGACGUCUGUCUGAGCAUGGCUUCUCCCCGUUCUCCACCAACCGGCAGAGCAUUCUGAAAGGCCAAAUCUCGGCUGUUACUCUCCCAGACAACGCCAUCCGCAGGCUUAUAGGCUCACGCAUCCAGACUUACCUGCUUGCCUUCCUGGAGUCCAGUCACAGGAGUGCUCCAACCCUGCCAGGGGGCCUAGCUCCAGUCAGCAAAGAGCUCGAAGAGAUUGCCAUGAAGUUUGGCCGUCUGGUCCACUUCAACAAGUUGGUUUAUUCCCCUUUCUACCAAAAAAUCCUUCAGGAGAUUGUGCAAGAAGGAGAAAGUAAUGACACCUAGGCUUUAACACUGAACUGUUAAUUAAAAUGGGAUCACUGUAGGUUAUCCAUGCUUUCCAUUGUAUGGCUAAAGAUAAUGUAAUAAUGACAGUAUUGUACAAUGCCAGUAUUAAUUGAUAUCAAAAUACUUAUACAACAAGCGCUGUUGCAUUCACAUGUUACUUAUUUGAUGAUGGUGUGUCUGUUUCUGGAUUGGUACAAAAAACACAGGUAAAAAAAAAAGGAAUAACACAAAACUGCAUGUUUUCUUUUACUUGCAUUAAAUAAGGAGUUCUGUGAUAGCAUCUGGAAACUAUUUGGUAACUGGCUACUCACGAAUUGAAUUGCUUAAAAAACAUAUACAACAAGAUGUAGAAUUUAUUCCCAGAAGAUAACACUAAAAAGUAUUCCUUAAUACACGUUUCCAAAGUGGUCCUUGAUGGUAAAGGUGAGAACCUAAGAGGACUUUUUGUGUAGAGGCCCCCCUUGUUGGAUAUUUAUUUCCACUGUAAACUGCUAUGUAUACUGUAAAGCACACAUCGCUACCUAGGUUUCCAUCCAAUUGGCGACAGAGUUUCAUGCGAAUAUUCUAAAAUCUGCAUAAAACAAUAUGCGCAUUUUCCCACCAGACGUGUUCCCAUCAGAUUGACAGAUAAAAGGCCGUGCGUGAUGAUGUAGUGCAACUAAAAAUAGCUUUUGUGGUUAAAUUCCCACGUACUGAAUACAUUUUUUUUUUUAAAACAAGUUAGUUGGGUUUCCAGCGCAUUUUCAACUCUACAGAUGGUUUUCACAAAGAAAGUGUUGGAUUAUAUAGUGAGUGUGCCCACUCUGGUAUUGGCAUUGCUGUUGGCUAGAGCGCAUGUAUAGUUUACAUGAUGAGAUUAUUAGGACAAAAUAGCGAGAUUAUAUGUCAAACAGCAGCCAAGCAUCGAUGAUCAUGUCACCAGAAUGAGACCCUCAAUAUUUAUUGGAAAGGAGCAUCAAGCUCAUCACCUUGCACUUUCACCACCCUGUGAAGUUCAUUAUAAUUGAUUUAAUCUGUAGCCUAAUAAACUGCAUGCUUUCCCUACGAGUCGUAGUGGGAGGACCACAACAUGUCAUCGUUUGACUCCAAGUUUACUUCGAUGUGAUGGUUAUUAUAUCAAUAUUUGCGCAUAAAAGUGUUUCCAUUGAUAUCUCUCCCAUAAUUCAUUGUACCAACACAAAUCCCACCAUGUCUAGCGUAUUUAGUUUUGUCAACAUUUGGAAAGUUCACUGGAAAAUUGUCUGUUUCCAUAAGACCUGUCAUAACAUUUUUGUUAUCUGACAUGUACUUUGCAUAAAAAGGUUGGAUGGGAACCUGGUUAUUGACAGUGAUCAUGAUUGGUGCCUUGCAUACCUUCAUGUGACCAGAUGUAGAUUCAUGAUUUGGUAAUUGUUUAAACAUGUUAACAAUUUUUCCUGAAAGGACAAAAGGUAAUACUGAACCAUACAAUCAAUCAAAUGUAUUUAUAAAGCCCUUUUUACAUCAGCAGAUGUCACAAAGUGCUAUACAUAAACCCAGCCUAAAACGCCAAACCGCAAGCAAUGCAAAUGUAGAAGCACGCUGGCAGGAUCCUAGGAAGAAACGUAGAGGAACCAGGCUCAAAUGGGUGACCAGUCCUCUUCUGGCUGUGCCAGGUGGAGAUUAUAAGGGUACAUAGCCAUUAAGGCCAGAUUGGUCUUCAGUAUGUUGAAAUGUUCAUAGAUGACCAGCUGGGUCAAAUAAUAAUCACAGUGGUUGUAGAGAGGUUGCAACAGUUCAGUACCUCAGGAGUAAAUGUCAGUUGGCUUGUCAUAGCCAAGCAUUCAGCAGUGGUGUUAAGUACUUAGGUUUUUUGGGGGGUAUACUAUUUAUAUUUUUGACAACUUUUACUUCACUACAUUCCUAAAGAAAAUAAUGUACUUUUUUCUCCAUAUAUUUUCCCUGACACCCAAAAGUACUCAUUACAUUUUGACAGGAAAAUUAUCCAAUUUACGCAAGAGAAGAUCCCUGCUCAUCCCUACUGCGUCCGAUCUGGCGGUCUCACUAAAUACAUGCUUCAUUUGUAAAUUAUGUCAGUGUCGGAGUGUGCCCAAGGCUAUCUGUCUGCUUUGCUUACUAUAAGGAAUUUGAUACUUAAGUAUAUUUAAAACCAAUAAUUUUAGACUUUUACUCAAUUAUUAUUUUAAUGAGUGACUUUCACUUUUACUUGAGUCAUUUUAUAUUAAGGUACCUUUACCUUUACUCAAGUAUGACGUUUGAAUACUUUUCCACCACUGGCAUUCAGAGGUUGAGACAGCAGAUAUGGUCGAGAUAUGGAGAGUGAGAGAGUCUAAAACACCAUGUUUUUACAAGCGCUGUUUGCUUUUUGGCAAACCAGGUUUCCAUCCAACCUUUUUAUGUGAGUAAAGUACAUGUUGG
Oncorhynchus mykiss (rainbow trout) is the source of this 4121-nucleotide messenger RNA. It is a transcript of the gene tcp11l1, whose product is annotated as t-complex 11, testis-specific-like 1. Gene Ontology annotation, biological process: signal transduction. The record is from RefSeq and is a predicted model, not a curated record. NCBI's taxonomy places the organism in Eukaryota, Metazoa, Chordata, Actinopteri, Salmoniformes, Salmonidae.